CCAACGCAUCUCGGAUGCGUUAAAUAAACUUUACAAACUAUAAACUAAGUUGUAAAGUUUAGUUUAUUCGUGUUAGUGAAUUAAACUAUAAUGUUUGGUGCUAGUGAGUUUAGUUAGUUUGUAUGACGCUUUGCAAAGUUUUGUAACAGUUAAGUUCGAAAGGAUGCUAGUAAUUCGAAAACAGGAUUUGAUGUGACGAAUUUUAUGGUAUAAGCCGCGAUAUGUCGCUAGCGGACGUGCGCUCAGCGCGCAGUUCGCCCGCACCCGAGGCCUGUCCCGACUGUGACACCGGCGCGUCCGUUACAUCCGAUUUGCAUAAGUAUCAAGUAGCAUGCACAUGCAAGCCGGCGUCAGCGCAAUACGCGUGUGCAGAGGAACCUGGGCCUCCCCCGCCAGCCAAGACGGACACACCUCCCGCGUUACCUCCACGACCUCCCACCAGUGUUCUUGCUGCCACUAAUAGGAGAAAUAAUGCAUCAGUCGGCUGCAGCGGCAACGAGACAUCAUGCCGCCGCCGCAAAUACGCGUGGUGGUGUUGCGGUUGCGGUGCGCUGUCCGCUGCAUUGGGGGGCCUGCUUGCCGCCCAGCACAUCCUGUUACGGGCCUACACGGCCUCCCCGCACCACCUUGAGACAGUGCCGGCCGCAGUGCCAGCCGCAAUGUUGGUGCUGACCGGAGUAUGUAUUAUGAGUCUCGCUCGUCGCCGGAACAGAUACAGCUAUAUGGUAAGAAAAAUCAAAGUGGUUGGUGCUUGCUGCCUCGUUUGCGCCUUGACUUGCGUUCUAGUAACUAUCACGACCACCGUCAUACACAUGAACAAAUUGCAGACACUGAAGUUUUGCGAUUACACUAAGCUCACAAGAACUUGUACCUGUUACUCGAUGCCCACAGAAUCACAACACAGCGGAUCAGAUGACGAUGGGGUCCGCUGCGCUUUCGAAGGCGUGACGGACUGUGGCGUGGUGCACGGGGCCCUCUACUGGUGCUUGCGCGGAGUGUUUGCGCUGUCCGUCAGCGCAGUGCUCGUGUGCAUCUUCAGCUGUAUGCUUGCCUACCAGCUUCUGAGUCACGAACGUAAGAAGAUGUACUGGGAACAGCUAGAGUUGCGUUGCAGGUCUUUGUACCGACCACCCAGCGGACAACCCGCCGCUACUGGGAGACCUGUGCAGUCCAACUGCAGUUGUUGUGCACAGUGUCACACUGCUCAACCAGCCUGGGAUUUCAGCCUCCAACACAGAUUCUGGGCACCUGGUCGUAUUGGAAACCUAUAUUCUCCAAACCCCGGCACUGGCAGGAAGACUUCUCCUUGGAGCUGGUUUCCUUGGCCCAGGGGAAAUAGUCAGAAUACAUUUCUCCACAGUUCCCGAUGCAGAAUGAGCGGCGUACCCCAGUCAGGGGACAGCGCUUACGGCUUCUGCGAGAACGAGCCUAAUCAAAAUCCGUCACAGCAAUACGACGAACGGACCUACCCAGCGAACUUUAAUCAAUUCCGCGCCCAAAACCCGCAGAAUUUUGCCCAAAGCUCAGCAAACUUCAGCCAAAACCCACAAAAUUUUACCCCAGCUAACUUCCAGCAGAGUACGGCUAGCUAUCAACAGAAUCCGGGGACAUUCGGGCCUAGUCAGUUUGCCCAGGGUUCUGCUUUCGGGCAAGGGACGAGUUUCAGCCAGGCUGGUUACCAGGAAGGUUAUGGGGAAGCCAGUGGUAGUUUCGAUGCUCAGACCGGAGUUUGGGGUCCUCCGCCACCUUAUAGCCCUCAAGGGAGGAGUGGUAGUAGACACCACCUCCACCAUCAAGAUCCAGCAGCGGCGACGCUCUUGCACCACCACCAUAUCGACCACCGCAACAUGCACGACCACAUGCAACCGCACACAUGCACGCGCAACUAUCUCAUACAACCCGAACUAUCCCGUAUCCCGGACGGAACUAGAAUAAACCCGGAACUAGCAAGAAUAAACCCGGAAUUAGAUCGUAUCAAUCCGGAGCUGACUUUGAUGAAUGCGGAAUUAACUCGUCUAAACCCGGAACUUGCUCGAAUAAAUCCGGAACUGGCUCGGAUAAAUCCGGAAUUGGCCCACAUGUAUCCGAACGACCCGAAUGAAAUCGCCCGGUUGCAGGAAAUGGUCAGCAUGGGUCCGGAGAGGUUCAACACGCUGAGAGGUCAUUUGGUUCCGUACAGGGGCUGUCAGAGAUCCUUGGGAAUGAGUUCAGGGAACCUUCAUUGUAGGGAAGAGGUUGCUAUAGAGUGUUUGCAUCAGAAAAGUGCUAGUAAAGUUUCAGAUCAGAGCAGUGACUCUUGUCAAAAGCAAGGGAAAGAAAACUUGGGUUUUCAGAAUGACAAACAUUCUCCUAUCCGAUCCUCAAUGCAAGACUGCCAUCGCGGUGCCAAUCUGAAUGCCGAGUCUGAGGUGUAUUUUGCGGACGUGUCCAGCUGCUGUAACGUGAGUGUCAAGGCGGACUGUUGCGUCAACCCAAACGUCUCCGCCCUAGUGGGAACUAUAGAGAAUCACCCAGAAUCGACAUCGGAAUCCGACACCGGUUCAUUCACCCUAACCCGUCAGCAACGCCCGCAACCGCAAGUUGGCUCGAAGCGGCGAAACAGGCAGACAGACAAACAUAUCAACAAAACACAAGAAAAACGACAGGACUUCAAUAACUCCAUUCGACUUACCGAGCAACAGAUCGAACAUCUCAAUAACUCUAUGAGAAUGAGUGAAAGAAUCAACGAUAGACUCGGUGAUCGAAUGAGUGAUAUUAGAAUGAGUGACCGACUCGAUUCAAGAGAACGUUUGGAUCGUAUAGAGUCCAGAGAUGGAUUGAACGCUGGUAGAAUUGAGAGAGAAACGAUAGACACUAGAAUUGAUAGAAUUAAUGACUCUAGAGACCGCUUGAACGAAGCUAGAAGCGAACGAAUUAGUGAUCGAGAUAGGUUGAACGAAUCUAGAAGCGAACGUGUUUGUGAAAGGGACUCUAGGAUCGAUCGAAUGAGUGAUCGUGACAGGUUGAAUGAUCCAAGAAUUGAUCGGAUAUGUGACAGGGAUCGUCUUAACGACUCAAGAAUUGAGAGAAUGAACGAUCGCGAUAGAAUGAAUGACCCAAGAAUAGAUCGCAUGAGCGAUCGGUUAAACGAUUCGCGUAUUGAACGUUUAAGUGACCAAAGUAGGUUAAAUGAUUCCAGAUUGGAUAGAGGUGACCCUAUUCGCUUAAAUGACGCUAGGAUUGAUCGCAUGAGUGAUAGAGAUCGCUUGAAUGAUUCGCGUAUUGAUCGAAUUUGUGACCAAAGCCGGUUAAAUGAUUCUAGAAUCGAUCGUAUAACUGACCGCGAUAGAUUGAACGAUUCUCGUGUCGAUCGCAUGAUUGACCGAGACAGACAGAACGAUCCUAGAAUCGAACGAAUGAAUGAUUCCAGAGUGGAGCGCAUAUCUGACCGUUUCGAAGACCGCAGAAUGUCAGAUUUAAAUGCAAGUGUAAGAAUUGAGGGCAGUCCAAAAAUGCGCACGCACAUGAGUCCCUUGCGUAUGCCAAAAACUAGUCCUAAAAACUUGCCAAAGGAGCAUCCCAGGCAAUCCAGCUCGGAUUCAAAAGAGUUUUUUGUACCACCAGCACAUUCACCAUUAUCACCUAACACAGAAGAGUCAUUAUUGUCCGACGACGAUGAUCGAAGGCAGGAAAUUGUGUAUUCGAAUGAACCAGAAGGUUCUAAAUGCUUAGGACCCGACUCUCAGUAUGAACCGGAGAGGAAGGAUGAGAUAUUGAAAACAAAUCACCAUCACUGUUAUAGUGAUACAAAUACUAUGGACUCGGGCUGGCAGAGUGGCUCAGAAAAACAGGUUACGGAUUAAAUACAUGACGUCAUAUGCUUGGAAUUGUUUGCCUCUUUUGUCGAAUAGAUGUUCGACUACGGAUAUAGUUGUCCUGGAUUCAUCAAUUGACAGUUUGGGCUAGAACUUUUUUGAUUUUUAAUCCUUACCGAUAAUAAAGCUGAAAUAUUUUGUAUGGUUAAAAGCACUAACCUCUUACAAUAUCAGUCUAUUUGAAAAAUCUUAUUCGCAUUUAUACAAAUUCUUAUUUAACUUUUCAAAAUUUCGUUUCGAAAUUGAAGUAGUAAAUCAGACAUUCCACCCCAUAGGGGUUAAAAAGAGGAUGAAAGUUUUUUGUUUCAACGAGCUAAUCUCUGGAACUAACUUGUUUAGUUAUUUUUUUUUGUAGUGAUUAUAAAAUGGAUGACAUGUGGAUGUGGGAUAACCGUCGCGUAAUGGGAUUUUAUCAUCCUUUGGUAACCUAACCUUGGUCUGUCUGUCUGUAUGCUAUCUGCAUCCGUAACGGCGUUCAAGGUUGAUUCCUGCAAAUGACCUACUACAAGACUUGCUCUAAUGCGCGCUUCUUGUGAUUGGCCGAUUAAAAGUCUAAUGUUUUAAAAUUGGAACAUAAGUCUUAUUUACCUGCUGAUAGUGAUAAUUAAUAAAAAAUUCCAAAUAUCCUACAUUCGAUUUUACAUUUGACCAGUUUUAUUCGACUUUAAUAGUGUCCAUAAUAUCGGUUUUUCUAUUAAAUAAGAAUUAGCGAGCUUUCAAACUGUGGUAUUUUUUUCAGUUUUACUAUUGGGUAUUCGAAUUAAAAUAGUAGGUACGGUUAAAAAAAAAAAUGAUUUUCAAAUAAAUUUUAACUAUUAAAAAUCUUUUUGUUACUAGUACUUUCAAGUGGGAUCUUUGUGAUUCAAUUCCGAGGAAACCCCCUGUGUGUGUAAAUAAAAUCUAAGCGAUUUUGAUGGUGUUUGUAGUUGUAGAGUAGAAGGAACAAAGAAGUGUUGGAAGUGAUCGUAGUACGUCGGUAUUAAUAAGUCAUGAUUUUACUAAUAAAUAAUAAAUGUUCUUGUUUUUCGACUUAUUUAUCGUCUUACAUCGAAGGUCACUUUAUUCCAUUCUAAAUUUUUAUUAAGUAACAUUAAAAUGUCUUAUGUUUAUAACGCUAAUAAUAAAUAAUUGUAAUUAAUUAAAUUUAUCGUGUUCGUAUUCAAAUUGCGUAUUUGAGCUGAAAUUCGAAUGAAUUAAUGAAUGAAUGAACGAAUACAAGAAAUAAUGAAUAAAUAACUUGUUAUUUUCUCAUUAUACAGCAAAGAGAAAAGUGAUAGAAAUAUAAACACAAUAGAGCCGGCUAGAGGCUAGAGGCUUACGAAGAGAUUUCUUUCAGGUGACCAAAGGCGUGUAAGGUAUACAGUCAGCCAAUCAGAAAACUUUGCAAUGGUAGCUAUCUAUGAAAAUCUACCUCCAGAAAAUCGAUUGACACCGCGCCGUUCACUUUUGCUACUGGAGUUUUGUUAACCACUAAAACCAAUAAUAUUGUAUUAAAUAUUACUUAUUUAAUUUUAAUCUAUUUACUCUUUGUUACGAAAUUAUGAAUGCUCUCUAAAUUUUUAGUUAUAAACUUGUUAUUCAUAAAAACUACUCAUUGCGUAAGUAUACAGAUUAUAGGGUGCUUUUUGUUCCGGAUAAACAGCCAGGUACCGACCUCGCGGGAUUUUCAAUAAUUACCUUCGUUACCUCUGUUACUGCGUGAAAGAAAGACAAAUCAACAAACAAACGUACACACUUUCACAUUUAUUAUAUUUGUAUUAUGACAGGGAUAGUAGAGAUAUAACAGCUAGUACGAACCUAUCAAAAAUGGAUUUUUACCAGGGAUCUUUUCUUGACUUUUCUUGUAAGCUAUACGCACAGAAAAAACGCAGAAUUUGUAUAUCAUAUCCAGUUUCAGUUCAAAUUAAAUUUAAAACAGUCCAUAAAUUUCUAUAUAUCUUGAAAUCGUCCAAUAUAAGCUAUUUGUCAUUUUAUAAUAGUCAGCCCUCCGUCUAUGUAGGUAAGAUCUUUUCCAGUUUUGAAUAAUAACUAAUUUAAUAUUAAGUUAUUUAAUUUGAUUUGAUACGAAUACUUUAAAUAUUAGCAAAUGAAAUAUUUAUGAUUAAUAUAAAUCUUGUGCCAAUUAGAAAUAGAUCUUGCACAAAUAUGACCAAAUGCAAAAAAAACUUUAAAUUAAGGUUUACUAAAAAAAUGUUGCAAAACUUUAAACCUGAAUGUUUAUAAACAACAGUUUCAAAAUUGGACCGUUACUACAAUCUAGUGAAGGGUUCAUUCAUUUGAUCGAAAUACCAAUUUUGACAUCUGAAUAUAAUGUUUUUGUGAGAGUAAUCAUUAUUGUUAUUUAGUUUAGUUGUUUUAUUAAGCCUUAAUUAGUUAACUAAAUUAACAGGUUUAAAAGAAUUGUUUAUAUUUUCCACAAGGAACUUGUGUAUAAAUAGAUAACCAAUUGAGUUGUUUUUUUUGUUACAUAUUGAUGUUGUUUGUUAGUGAGACCACCGAAAUAAUAAAAAAGAAAACCACUGGGAUACAUAUUUUCCACAUUUUUGAGCACUGUUCGAUCUUGGCUGACCUUGUUACGAAAAAAAAUAUUUGUUUAUAUUAAUUUCAUAUAUUGGUGGUCUCUUUGACUAUACUUAAGAUUAUCGUAAUUAUUUGCACUCGUUCUUGCCACUGGUUAUUGAAGUUACUAAAAAUUGCUUGGCUAGAAUUUAGUUUAUCUGUUUUUUUCAAUUUAAUCAGGUCGGAUGUACUGUUAUUUUAUCGUAUUCAAUUUGCAGCAGAAAUAGUAUAAUAGUUUAGCUAUUAUGUACAAUAUUGUAGGUUAAAAUUAUUACCCGAUCGAACUUGAAUAAACUUCGAUCGAUCAUAUAAUUAGACGUUCUUGUUUAUUGUAUUCUAGAAUGGUUCCAUCGAUUGGAUGGUAAUUACCGUAAAUUUUAAACGAUAUUUCUUCAAAUUAUAGGUUCGUCCGAGUUGAAUUAUUCAAGUUCGAUCGAUUGAUCAUUUUAUUACUGAAUUUACUUCUGAAAGGUACAAAAUCUUUUGAAACAUUUAAAUAUCCUCCUAAGAAAAUACUAUUGUCAUAAAAUAAAUGUGAAUUGAUUUGAAUGUUCUUUUAACUCUAAAUGUAAUUUAUUAAUUCCCUACCACUGUAAUGCAAAAAUGGAAUUGUUUAAUCUAUUUUUAUUUGUAACAAAAAUUUUGUAUUUUUAUUUUUAUAAUAAGAGUUCGAAACGUACUCCUGCGUAAUUUAAUUUUUUUGUAUUAAAUUAACAAUUAAGCGUAUAAUAUAGGAAAUAUCCUUUUUUUGUAAAUGUUUAAAUUAUAAAAUAAUAUCUACUUAUUAAUAAAUACAAGCGGCAAAAAAUUGAGGUAAAGUAUAGUAUUUAUGAUGCUGGUUUUUAUAAAAUUUAUUGAAAUUUCUUGGUUCAAAUUCUUGGCGGUUUAAGAAUUCUUAAACCAUACAUUUUUAAUAAAAUAAUAUUAUCUUAUUUAAAGAAACAAUUCAUACUUUGAUUCUUUCAAUACAUGAAUUGUUAAAUCUUCUAUUAAAAAUCAUAAAUACAAUAUUCUAUCUGCAAAUUACCCGCAAAAGAACCUAUUCUUGUCUGUCCAAUUUUUAUACGUAGGAAUUGAGAUUAAAAAUAACUUUUUUGUGAUGUGAUGAUUUCUCUUCAUUAUUGUAACUUGAAUGUUAGUUUCGAUUAGUAUUCUUAGAUUUAUCUAUAAUGGUUCUAUUAAAAGACUGAAAUCUUG
Messenger RNA from Pararge aegeria (speckled wood butterfly), 7610 nucleotides. RefSeq lists its product as uncharacterized. Lineage: Eukaryota; Metazoa; Arthropoda; Insecta; Lepidoptera; Nymphalidae. Bases 222 to 3842 code for a protein of 1206 amino acids. The transcript has 16 exons. The record is from RefSeq and is a predicted model, not a curated record.